Molecule: messenger RNA, 3450 nt
Organism: Mizuhopecten yessoensis (Yesso scallop)
Lineage: Eukaryota; Metazoa; Mollusca; Bivalvia; Pectinida; Pectinidae
Product: tripartite motif-containing protein 6-like
Exons: 2
Coding region: 1096-3078 (660 amino acids)
Biological process (GO): positive regulation of DNA-templated transcription
Cellular component (GO): chromatin; nucleoplasm
Molecular function (GO): ubiquitin-protein transferase activity
Source: RefSeq, a predicted model, not a curated record
GCACGCCUCACACGUCUCGCAUCACGCCUCGCACCUCUCACACCUCUCACACCUCGCAGCCCACCACGCAUACCUCGCAUGCUUCGCAUCACGCCUUGCACCACGCCUCGCGUGCUUCGCAUCACGCCUUGCACCACGCCUCGCGUGCCUCGCACGCCUUGCACCAUUCCUCGCAUGCCUCGAAUACGCCUAGCAUACCUCGAACAACGCCUCGCACGCCUCGCACACCUCGCAUAGGGAAUCCUAUAUAAACCAGCAAUGAACAUUGGAUUCCAGUCGAUAUCGUUCAUGGCACAGGCACACAUCGACCUCGUCAAAGGAGAAGACAUUACCAUCGACGAAGUCACAUCUAAGAAGAUUGUCUGUCGCUUAGGACGAGAUCAAUAAUUCAUCGUGAAGAAGGUGAAAGGUGAUAUCAAGAUUUAUAUCAAAGACCAAAAAAAUACUGUAUGUUUGAAGGGAACAUUGUUUAAAAAGCUAUUGUUCUUGUCCGAUAGCCUUUAGUGUGUAUGUUCCUUUCUAGAAAGUGAAAAUGUCCUAUGAGGUGGAUAACAUCCGGCAUAGCGUAACGGUGAUACAGCCACGUCAUCAAUUACUGGUGAAGUGUUGCAAUAGCGUGGAUACGUGUAUACAUUGGCCUAAACAUCAUCAUCAUUUUCCAUAUCAACUUGCAAGUAACGGAUUUUUCUAUACGGGUAUUGAGGACUGUGUCACGUGUUUCAUGUGCAACGUUUCGCUAAAACAUUGGAAGUUUUUCGAUGAUAUCAAAACAGAGCAAGAGAGGUGGUCAAAGGACUGUCUUUUUCAGCAUAUGAUGUUUGUCUUAUAAACAUGAAAGGAGUAGAUUCGUUAUUUCGGUGAUACAAGUUGUAGUUAAUCGGUAUGCAGACAUUACAGGAUUUUUAUUACAUGAUACAAUAUACCUGACCGGCAUAUGAGCUACCAUCUUCGCUGCCAAUGAAACAUUCAACUUUUACAUUUCGUCUGAUUUCUGCAGUUAAUACACACCUGAUUGCUGUCCAUUUUCUGGUACUGAUAGAGAGGAUCGAGGAAUUUACUCAUUGGGGUUUGUGCUGACGCUUUCUGAUCCUCACAAUGGCUGAAGGCGGUCUCCCUGCGGAACUUGACUUACAGCUACUGGAAUGUCCAAUCUGCCUUGAGCGACUUCAACAACCCAAGUCCUUACCCUGUCUCCACUCCUUCUGUCAGGAUUGCCUAGGAACUUGUAUCACCAAGGAAAUGUCCGGGCAGAUGGCGUCGGCAACAUCAUUUUCUUGUCCAGUUUGUAGAAGGAUGACCCAUCCGGUUAAUCAGACUAAAACAAAGGAUAAAUGGGCAAAACAUUUUCCGACUAAUACUGUGAUAAACGAACUUCUCCAGCUAAAGGAACGUUCGUCUGAACCAUUGUACUGCAAACCCUGCCAGACAAAAGGUAACCUGAACAACCCAGCCAGUUUUUGGUGCAAGACGAUGAACGAGAACUUUUGUGACACGUGUAAGGUUCACCUUCACGAUAUCAUACAUAAUGAUUGUGAUAUACUUAAUGUCACCGGGAACAACAGCAAACGACAAAAUAAAGAAACGUCUGCCCCUCGGUGUUAUCAACACGGCGAAAAAAUGGUUCGGUAUUGUGAGGAUCACCAAAUUCUGUGCUGCAACGAAUGCGUGAUCGAAGACCAUUGGAGUUGUGUAAAAGUACCAAAGGUGACGGAAUAUUGUCAGAAGGUAAAAGCAGGAUCGCAGCUAGAAGACAUGCAGGCGGCGUUAAAGAAAGGAACAGAGAGUAUGAACUCAUUAGUGAAGGACUUUGAUCAACAGCUCCAAACCAUGAUACAGAACCAGGAAAUCGCACUGCAGAGCAUCUCCGACCUGCGUGAAAAGGUCGAUAAACGACUUGACAAACUCCAGAAGGACAUCACCGACGAUUUGAUUACAUUGUUCAAAAAAGAGAGAAGAGACAUGGAGGCAUCAUCACGGCAGUGCGAGCGUCUGAUGAACGGAAUGAAAAAUACCCUGAAAUCGUCCAUUAAAGCCGUAGAGGAAAACAACAACAUUGAGAUGAUAGUGUUGUAUCAGAGAGGACAGGCAGAAGUGGAGUCGUGUAAGAGCCUUGUCACGGAGAUAAACAAGUCAUUUACAUUCGUCAGCAUCGAGCAUCACAUUGUCCUCGAACAUGAUAUCAUUGGAGAUAACGCGAUGGGAAAGAUCGUCGUCGGGAAACAAACACGAUGCAUUCCUGGUUGCCAUAGCGAUUUAGUAAACCCCAUGUCAGAACGACGUGUAAAAGAAAUCGGAAAAUUUAACAUCAAGUCCCCGUCAGAUAAACAUAAUAGCUAUGCCCAUGGUGUUGUGUAUAUGCCGAGUGCACAUGUAGUAGUGAGUGAUUUCUACAACAAAAAGGUUAAGUUAUUUACAGACAAAGGACAGUACCUGAACGAGGUGACCGUUCGAGGAAAUCCCUGGGAUAUGUGUCUGGUAAACAACUACACGGUAGCGGUUGCUGUCAGCAGUCCUGGAUGUGUUAACCUCAUGAAAGUCAAGGCCUCAAAACUAUCCCUGACAUCUUCAAUCAAUGUGUUAAAUGGUAAAAACUGUUAUGGUAUAGCAAAUAUAGACGGGAAGUUGGUCGUGGGUACAGGUGGGGGAGCAGUAUACAGUGUGAGACAGGACGGAGCAGCCGGGUUUGUAUACAAAUAUAACAGCACAUGCCGGUUCCUCACUCAUGAUAUCAAAAAGGGAGACACACUUGUCAGUGUCAGUAACACCAUCCCGGGGGACCUCGCGCUAUCUAGACUGUCGGCUGACAAACGUUGUACGGAUGUGGCGAAAGUCGGCGUCGUGAGGGAAGCUAGAGGGAUAGACGUUGGCAGAGAGGGUAACAUCUAUGUGUGUGGUGGGGGAUCACACAACGUCGUACAGAUGUCUGUGGACGGAACACACGUCAGAGAGCUGCUGAAGUCAUCAGAUGGAAUGGACAAUCCAACAGCCAUAGCUGUUUGUGGUGACACAUUUGUAGUAACUAAUACUAGUAGUACACACGAGGAGAGGAACUAUAUCCGUCUCUUUCAGUUACUGUAAAGGGUAUGGGAAUGGACAUCUGUGAAAACUGGUAGUUUUAGUGGUUUGUUUACCCUUAUUUUCAAAUAAACAAUUUUUAAACGGACAUUUACAAUGAUAAGCAUAGUGGACAAUUAGUAGACAAACAUAUCAAAAACGAUUUUGUGCACUAUGCUUUAUACAACUAUUUUUUUCAAUAUUAAAUAUCAUUUUUAGUUACACAUGCAAACAUUGUUAUCUAAUGUUUGCAUAUGCUUUGUUGUAUUAUCAGUAUAAAUAACAAGUUGCCUAUCCAAUACAAACAUUGGUCUGUUGAAAUCAUUAUAAUCGGUGUAGAGUCUAUUCUUUAACGGUGUUGGAAUAAAUGUUCAAAUAAAGCAAGCAAACACAGAA